ACGAUGGUUCUUUUUACUGUGGAGCACUAUUUGGGGCGGUUCUUGGAAUCAGGAGGAUCGAAUAUAUCCCAUGUCCUCCUCGUUUACCCCACAUACAUAUGCAAAAUGAAAAUAUUCUCAAGUUGUCUUAUCUGCCACAACUGCUCUCUCAGAAUCCAGGAAAAAUGAACUUUUUGCAACGUUUGAAAAAUGUUAUUGUGUUCUGGAUGCUGAAGGGAUUAAACACGGCUUUAUUCAAACCUUUGCUCGUGCAAAUGAAGGCAGAAUAUGGAAUCAAACCGGAGAAAAGUUUAGCUGAAGUAUUCGAUGAUAAAGAAUUGACUCUGUUCAUGUCGGACUUUGCAUAUGAAUAUCCUCAGCCAAUGAGACCAGAUUACAAGUCAAUUGGCCCUGUGAGCAUCCAGCCCGUACAGCCACUACCCUCUUGUCUAAGACAAGAGAUCAAGAGUUCUGGUGAUGACGGAGCCAUUAUCGUGUCUUUUGGAUCCAACGUAGCUUCAGUGUUGGAUAAAGACAAAGUUGACAUCAUGGCUGAGGCUUUUGGUAGAUUAAAACAGAAAGUGAUUUGGAGACUUCAAGGAUACAAACCAUCGUCUCUUUGUGAUAAUAUAAUCGUUCGUGAUUGGAUACCGCAGAAUGAUCUAUUAGCCAAUGAGAAGCUACGUGCCUUCGUUUCUCACGUUGGUAUGAAUGGCAUGUACGAGACAUUGUAUUACGGGGUGCCUGUGGUUGCUAUACCCUUAUAUGCAGAUCAGUUUGACAACACAGCGCAAAUGGUGGAGAAAGGAGUCGCUUUGACUGUUGAUUACAACAAUCUAACGGUUGACGAUUUGUACAACAAAAUACAGCGUGUUAUCCAUGAACCAAGUUUCCGCGAAAACGCCCAGCGCAUUUCACGCCUGAUGCAAGACCGUCCACGUAGCCCUGUCCAGGAGGCUGGUGACUGGAUAGAGUACGCCCUUAGACACGAGAGUCUUGCACAUCUACGUCCGUACUCCACUCAACUUCCCUGGUACCAGUAUUUCCUGGUAGAUGUAGCAGUGUUCCUGGUUUUGGUAGUUUUGGUGGUGAUUAUGGUGAUAAAGUACACACUUCGAUUAAUGUGCUGGAUGUGCUGUCGACGAGAUAAGAAACAGAAAACUCAAUGAUAUUUCUACGUCUUUAAUCAAGCUAGUCAAAAAUACAAAAACCUUUUGAACUUGUUUUUGUUUUAUUCGCGGGAGAUAAUCGCGGGAAGUUGAUUGAAGGAGAUAAAUUGAUGUAAGAAAUAGGAAAGUAUAGACCUUCGGGUAGACUUAUCAAAAAGGAUACUAGCUCCUGUGAA
Molecule: messenger RNA, 1324 nt
Organism: Exaiptasia diaphana
Lineage: Eukaryota; Metazoa; Cnidaria; Anthozoa; Actiniaria; Aiptasiidae
Product: UDP-glucuronosyltransferase 2C1
Exons: 4
Coding region: 99-1148 (349 amino acids)
Molecular function (GO): UDP-glycosyltransferase activity
Source: RefSeq, a predicted model, not a curated record